UUUGUCACGCUGACGCUUGUUGUCACAUUUAAAAUUUUAAACAAACGGUUUCCCCGUGUUAAAAAGAAAUGGAAAUAGAAGCAGUGAAAGUUGAUGAUGUCUUGGAAAUAUUUAACACAAUUCAGCAGAGCUCCGGAGCCCACUUACACUAUGCCACAAUACUGAAAAAUGCCCUUAGUAAUGAAAACGACAGCGAACUGUUCAGCACAUUUUGCAAGUGCGUCGAGAAGGCGUUUUGCGGCAGUUGCAAGGAGGAUAUUUACAAUGGGAGAAUUUUUAGUUUUGUGCUCGUGCUAGCCGCGACAUUUCACCCAAAAAAAGACGAUGUCAUACACCCUGUCUUAAGAAAGAUCAUUCAGCAUCUUAUUGCUCUCUCGUACUUGGACAAUGAGCCGCUGCGUUUCUGGUCGUGUAAGUUAAUAAAUGGGAUAAUGAAAAAUGUGGAUGAAAUUGACGACGAGCUGUUUGAAGAAUUCAAAAACGCAAUGAUCGAACGGCUCAAGGACCCUAAGGUGGCUAUAAGAGGUCAAGCCAUACUUGCAGUGCAUCGCCUACAGGACCCUUCAGACAAAAAUGACCCCAUUACUCGUCAGUUGUGUACUUACAUUAAUUCCGAUUCAAAUGGCAAAUUGCGUCAGGUGUGUGUAGAAAAAGUCGCGAUAAAUAAACAUGUCCUUACUCUGGUUUUGGAAAGGUUGAGAGACAUUAAUUUAGAUGUUAGACUGGCAGCCUUUGAAAAAAUACGUUUACUGAUCAAAUAUUUGAAUUUGUCUCAGCGGCAUUAUAUUCUGCAAUGUGGGUUUAAUGAUCCAUCACAAAAAGUCCACGACUUUGUUUCAACUGACUUGAUGAAAAGUUGGUUGGAAUUUUGCAAUAAUGAUUACGUGAGGCUAAUUAAUACAAUCAGAUUGGACGCUAGUGAAGACGAUAUUGAAAAAACAACUAUUUAUGCUGAACAGAUGUUGCGGGCGUUGUUUAAAAACGCACCAGUUAAUGACAUCACGUCUUGUCUUUUAAGUCAGUACUUAAAUGAACAAAAAUUAAUAGAAUAUGAAAAACUCAACUGGGAUAUCAUCUUGUACUAUCGCAUUGUCGUGCAAUUUUUGCGCCAGUCUCCGGAAUUUGAAGAAACUUUGAACAGUAUUUUGCCCGAAUUGGUUCUAUUUUGUAAAUAUAUCAGGGGGUAUAUUGAGUUUAUUAAAACAAAACAGGAUUUGGAUGAAUUGGAAUAUCAUUUCACUCUAAAACAAUUUUUUAUUAUCACUGAAACAUACGAUGUCAGUGAUAGCGCAAGCCGCCAGUGCUUGAAUUCACUAGUGCAUGACGCCCUAAAAAAAGAAGUUUUACCAACAAGUGUGGAAGAAACAAUCGUGCGCAAUUUGGAGAAGACGUUCCCUGAUACAAACACUCGAUUGGUUUUCGUCUGCGAGAUAAUAUCUGAUAUUUUUUACGGCGAGGACGAAAUGUCUUUUGAGGAGUUUAAAAGACAGGAGAUGGAGAAGAGCCACACGAUUUCGCAAUUAAAAUCGGACAUCGCCUUGUUAUCAGAACAGGAAAAAUACUGCGCAUCUGUUGAAAAAAAUUAUUCAGAGGCUGCACGCCUACGAGCCGAAAUUGACGAGAAACAAGCUUUCUUAGAGAACGUGCAAAAGGUGCAAGAAAAGCCAGAAGUGGAGAAAAAGACAGACGUGGGAACAAUGCUGAAAUGUUUGACCAUCACAGAAUCGCUUUUGCUUUCUCCCAAAGUGCAGUACACUCCCACGAUUGCCACCUUGACCACCGAACACAUAAACCCCGCUAUGCUACAUGAGGACAAAGUAGUGCAAGCGAAAGCUCUCAAAUGCUACGCCUUGUGUUGUCUGAUAGACAGAAAAUGUGCAAUUCACGGCAUCCACUUGUUUUCUUCUUUCAUUAUUACGUCCGUCCUUGCCAAAGACAGCGAAAUUCUGAAGCUUAGCUUGCAAGCCGUCACUGAUAUUUUGAUCUUAUAUGGAACAAGUUUCGUUGAGGAAAAAGGCGAAGAAAAUGGGGAGUCCCAACCGACAAACACUUGCUUUAUCGGGGGCACCUCUUUGACAGCGCUUAUUGAAGCAAUGACCAACUACAUGCAAGACGAGGAUCCGGGAAUUGAAGAGACCGCUACCCGUUGCAUAUGCAUAUUGUUGUUGCGAAACCGCCUCACUUCAUCAUCCGUUUUAUCGGCACUUAUCAUAAAGUGGGCAAAUCCGGCAACAACCAAUGAGGGCGUUAAACAAAUCAUAGGUCAUACGUUGCAGUCGCUUACAGCUUUACCAAACUGCGAAUAUUUUGCCGAUGCGGUGUUGAGUACAAUUAGGACUAUAGUCUAUGCUCCUGGCAAGAGCCCUUUAUGUGAUAUUGAUACUGACAAUAUUACUAAAUUUAUGGUAACUUUAUGUAAAAUGUCCUCUCAGGGCACUAAAAUUCUAGCUGAUUUAGCGUUGAAGAUGUGUAAUCAAAUGCGUGAAAAGCCGAAACUCAAAAUAAAUCCCUAUUUUGCCAAAGCUCUCACAAUGAUGGAUUUAUCACAGAGUGAGAGACUGAACAGUAUUUUAUUUAUAUGUAACGAAUUGCAAGAGGUUGUGGAUAAGCAAAGUUCAAAAAAUAUCAAAAAGUUUAUUACAAACGCAAGUAAAAACGUUAAAUUGGCCUCUAUUUCUGAAGAAUAAAUAAGUGCAAUUAGGUGAGUCUGCUAAGGUGUAUUUCUACUAUCUCAAACAAACAAGAAUAAUAAUCACAAGAAUUCAGCGUUUGCAAUUAAGUUUUUAUAUUUUUCUCUAUGCAUUCAAAAAUCCGUAAAAAUGUCACCCCAAAAAAUAAUAGGAUAAGUACAAAUUAAUAAUAAAAUUUCGAUUAAACAUAACUGGUGCUAGCAAUAAUUUUAUCGAAAGUUUUUGCUCAAAACAUUAUUAAGCUUCGUUGUGUCCAUUAAUUCAUAUUUUUAUUUUAUUGAUAUUAAUAUUUUUUAAAAUUAAUUUUAAUUAUAAGGAAAAAUACACAUGCAUAGAAAAAAUACUUUUAGCAGACUGACCCCGUAUUCAUCAAUCGAUAGAUAUUUAUUACUUAUUUACAUAAUUAUUGAAUAAAAAACUAAGUAAACGAA
Tribolium castaneum (red flour beetle) is the source of this 3121-nucleotide messenger RNA. RefSeq names its product Chromosome associated protein G (gene Cap-G). The transcript is spliced from 13 exons. The record is from RefSeq and is a predicted model, not a curated record. Lineage: Eukaryota; Metazoa; Arthropoda; Insecta; Coleoptera; Tenebrionidae. Gene Ontology annotation, cellular component: cytoplasm; condensed chromosome; condensin complex. Bases 69 to 2687 code for a protein of 872 amino acids. Gene Ontology annotation, biological process: mitotic chromosome condensation.